AAACACAGGACAUGAAUUGCGCUACCACCUGGUGACAUUCUGUGUACACAUAGGAAGCUUUGACUUCACUGGAUCAUGUAAUUAUGCAGUCAUGCAUGCACUAAUGUACACUAAUGUAUGUAGCUAUGGAGAUGACUGUGCUAAGUAUAGACAUCAAAAUGAAUGGGGGAGUUUUGUGGUGAUGAUCAGCUGGUGCCAAUACACAGCUGUAAAGGAACUUGUAUUUCAUUAAGGAUAUCCUUUUGAUGUGUUGUAACCUUAGGGAAUAAUUUGCCAAUAAAUGCACCUGGGAAUAUCUAGUGGCUCAGUCUGAGCUAGUUCACUGUUAGUUUAGGCUGAGCAAAAACUUCUCUAUUGCAACUUUGUGCAAUUCAAGUUGUACUGUAUAUCACUACUGUGUAAUGAACAUGGUGUUGUCUCGCUACAUUCGCGGUGUAUUUGAGUUUGCAGCUCAUGCUACCACAUAUGUGGGCAACUUCAGUGGUCCCUGUCUCAUCUACCUCAAUGGAGAGUCCAUCACUGUCAAGCGAUCGGAUCGACUAGAGGUUGCAAAAUGGCCGUACAUUGUGAUACGUCAGUUUAGAGCUGAGGAAGAAGCAGGUCGUUUCAGCUUUGUGUCUGGUCGAAGAGGUCCGUAUGGAGUGGCUGAAUACAACUUUAUGCUGAACAAGGGAAUGCUGAAUGAGCUGCAGGAAGCGUUGACCCAAUUCACGGGGGCAAAGUUUAGCGGAGUGGCACCUGGCUCAGGAUCAGGGGAAAACCCUCCACCGGUUCCCAGUACCCAUCGUCCCUCCCUCCCCAACACCCUUGCACCCUCUCCCAGCAUGACCUCUCUCAUCAGCACCGCCUCCUAUGAUAGGGGGCGUGGCAGUAUGGACGCUGGCCACUCCCCCAGCAUGACCUCUCUCAUCAGCACCGCCUCCUAUGAUAGGGCGCGUAGCAGUAUGGACGCUGGCCACUCUCUCAGUAUGACUUCUCUCAUUAGCACCACUUCUUCCGAUAGGGGGCGUGGCAGUUUAGAUACUGGCUACAUGCGAGGUGGUCAGCACCAUCUCCUAACUGGGCCACGCCUACCUCCGAGGGACUACCUACCCCCCACCCUACAAAUGUCUCCACCCACACGUUCAGAAGACAGUCGCUAUAUUCGCGCUCCUGGCGAUACAAGAAAUCUUCCGGAAAGCUCCGACUAUAUUAUACCCGAUCGGCCCCCUCAGCCGCUGCCUAGUUCACCGCCCACAUCAACAAAGGUUCACGACCCCUACACCUCCACCCACUCACCCCAUCACCGGGUAAUGACUAGUAGUGCGUACCAAACAGGGAGACCACACCUCAAACCAAAGCCAAGUGGGGUCAAAGGUCCGAGCCCACCACCACUAGAAGAGGGAACAGCUGUUGAUCCGCCGCAUUUGCCCCCCAAGCCAGCCCUCCUCUCUCCACCCAGUGAAGGAACAUAUUCUGUCCCUAAAGAGAGCGGGAAUAAGUCUCGCUAUGAUCACAUCACACUGAGUCAAGAGGAAGGCGAACAGGUGCCCACCUCCCCUCAACCUGACCCGAUAAUCGAUGAACCGGACACAACCAAUCUAGACUUUGGAUCGCGCAACUCUCCUCUACUACGAUCAAGGUCUGGCACCCCUGGUGAAACCACACCCACAUUACAUCACCUCCACUCGGUUGACGAAGACGGUGAAAUUUUUAUCAAUAACUCGCCCACAAUCAGAGGUCGAAGGUCACCCGAUAAUAAACUCAAACGGUCACAAACAGAAAAAGUUAUUUCUCCACCGUUGAUUGCCCCCGAAACGUAUGAUUUGCCCCCAAACAGACUUGUGAAACAGCGUAGUGCCGAUGAUAGGAUGUUUAAUUCCCAUUAUCACGUUCCAAAACCAAUGUCGAACUCCGAAUAUGGCAUUCCAAGACCUCAUAAUGACCCACGAAACGACAAUGGCUAUUAUCACCAGCCAACACCAGCCAGCCAGACAUACAAGGUCCCGAUUCCAUACUCAAGGAAUGGAACAGAAACCUAUGACUCCCCCAAGCACGUGAACAAACCUGUCCCAAUUCCACACGCAAGGAACGGAACAGAAACGUACGACUCCCCCAAGCAUAUGAAUAAACCUGAAGAACAAUUGUACAGUUCUCCAAAAUCAGUCAAUGGGAACCGUCUGGAAGUUGAUACAUUCUAUGGCAACGUAGCAACAAGUGCCCAGCCGCAGCAGGAGGACCUUUACAAUAUGCCUAGAGCAACUAUGCCUGACCUGAAUCCAUCAAAUCUCUAUAACAUACCUCCAAGACGUGGAAGCAGCGGUAAAAUACACGACACCAAUUCUACCGAUGGGGGAACCCCCCCGAGGCUACACAAACUCCGCCCAGCAAGAAGUGCAGAGUCUUUGUUCACUAGAAGGAUCAACCCAAAUGGAAUGAAUUCUCACAUUAGCACUCCGGCAAUUACCAACGAACACAAUAUGUACGUGGAUAUUGAACAAAAUCGAGAGUUGUCUACAGGCGAUAAUUUGUACGCUGAGAUCCCGGCAAAUUACAUUCCACGCCGAUCGCAACUAGGGGGCAAUGCGAAUCAAAACAGUUCUGUUCCUCUACCCAGUUUGUCUUCGCAGGAACCAAAGUCCGGUUCUGAACAAUACGAUCAACUCUCGUCCCGAAUGGGAUCUCAGAUUCAGAAGCAGAGAGAAUUAGCGCGAGAUGGUUAUGAAUACUGUGGGCCAGCUGAAGUUAACCCCAAUAGUUUUAACACAAUGACCCUACCCCCACGAAGCAAGCUAUCAUCCGCUAGUCCCCCAUCUCACAGACGAGACAGAGGUACUUCACUGGACAAGUACGAUAUUCAGAUGCCUAAUACCAGACCCGCUAGACCACGUUCCGAAGCAGAUCUUCUCGACGGAACUGAAUUUCAGAAAGCGAAUGGGAUGGACGUUCUUGGAAGUUCUAUUCCAAACGAGAGCUCGUUCUUAGUGGCUGAUGAAUAUGUAAUCGUUACUAGUCGUGACACACGUCAGAAAUUUUCGGCCACUGAGCCUCAGGGCAUACCCGGAGCCGAUACCCAAUCAACCAAUCAGAGUGAGGAAUAUCAAGUGAUGUCUGCCGUAAAAAUAAAUCGAUCUCAACUUUUAUACGACACGCCUAAUCCUAGUCUAUCGUCCAGUAACGGUAACCCACUUCAAAGCGAACCGACAGCGGAGUACGGAAACAUAUCACAUGACCUUGUGCAAGACGCACAGUACGACACAGUUAAUCCUGCAAAUUACACUCGACUGAACUCAGAAUCAAGUUUGGAUAUGGAUGGAUUCAGCCCAAAACGUUCAAAGCAAAUAGAAAAAGUUAAAAAUUUGCCGGUGUCUAGUCUGAGCAAUGUCUUCAGUGAGCAGGAGGCCGAUGCUGAUGGGCAAUCUGAUCAUGUGACCUUGGAAGAGGGCGUGGCAAUACCACAGAAGGAUAUUGUGAAGAUAGCGUGUGGGAGUCCGCAGGAUGCCACUGUGUCAUUAGAGCUAAAAAACCGUACCCGUUCCCAUGGUAACGUACUGGAUCAAGACUCGGCAAAGAGACACAGUUACAUCAAUGUUUCCGGAGGUGACAGGUCUUCUCAGAGUAUUGAGCAAAAGAUUCGCGAUUCUACUCUCACAACAGCUGCUUUUAUGAAGCGACCGAAACCCCUACCCAAGCCGGCGUCGUUUGAUGCGUCCGUGAUGGAGGAAACUCCUAGUGCGGGUGGUCAUGGUUAUGCGUGGGUGGAUCUGGAAAAAGUGAAGGGGAAUGCACACCCACUGAGCACUAGUGCAGAAACUCUUCAGAAACUUCACAGUAACUGAAAUUUAUUGUUAAGUUUGUGUUUUCAUAUUAAUUUUUGUUUGUACUUUUGAAUUCACUGUACAAUGUCAUAUGUGUGUCAAUACGGUC
Molecule: messenger RNA, 3906 nt
Organism: Halichondria panicea
Lineage: Eukaryota; Metazoa; Porifera; Demospongiae; Suberitida; Halichondriidae
Exons: 8
Coding region: 402-3818 (1138 amino acids)
Source: RefSeq, a predicted model, not a curated record